GACAGUGAUAAGCGGCUCCCGGAGGUAGAGGCUCUCCUGGCGAGCGAACGUGCUUCAUGGGCCACCGAACGCGCCGCCUGGAGCACAGAGCGAUCAUCAGUGCAAUCAGAGUUGUCUACGCUCCAGGCGUCUCACGCAGCCGCGCAACGCGACGUGGAUUUCUUUCGCGAGCAGUACCGAUCUGCAUCGACGUUUGUGAGUGCUGUGCGUACGGAGAACCAUGAGCUCGUGGAGCGCACGAAGGUCGCUGAGUCACAGGCGUCAACCGGUGUGAAGAUGGUGCGCACGGCGUACGAGUCGCGGGUAAAGAAGCUCGAGGAUGAGCUACGCAGGUUCAAGGCGCUCGCCGAGCUUUUGAAGGAGAAGGACCGGAGGACGAAUGACGAGGUUCGCUGGCGGGCGGCUAUGGAGCCUGAGUUGAGGAAAGAAAAUGAGCGACUGCGCGCGGCUCUGGAGGAGCGCGAGGCGGAGGUGGAUGAAAUGAACGACGAGCUUCAUGCUGCGGAAAAGCAGAUCAAGAGGCUAGAGAGAAGGGUUGAGAGGGUUGAAGGGAAGAACAAGCUUUUAAUUGCAGCAUCUAAUCCGAAGGGCAAGGGCAAGGCAGUAGCGGCAAUGGUGGUCAAUGAUGACAGCGACGAUGAUGACGAUGAUUAUGCGCCGAGCCGACGCAAUAGCUCAUCUUCCGACGAGGAGAGCUCCAGCGGCCACAGCAGCGUACACUCCACAAGAGAGGCUUCGCCAGUAUUGGCCGAAGACAUUGAUCCAGAAGAGCCUGCGCAGCGCCAAUCCGGUGGCGCGAAUAUGAGGAUAUCUGAAACGAUUUCCCCACCAGUGCAAAGCGAGAAGCAUGAUAUGGCAUUUCUCUGUAGAUGGCAGCAGGACGGCGCACAGAGCUGCCAAGUCGUGGUCAAUGAUAGACAGGAGUUAUAUGAUCAUGUAUUCAGUCAGCAUGUAGUAUCUAAUUAACUUUAUUGUGGAGAUGUUUGCAAAUUGCUAUCGUUCGGUCAUAAGUGCUGUCUAUGACCUGAUCCAUUGAUUCCGCGGUUGUAGGAUCUCGCAAGGGCUUAUCGUUAUUCAUUAUCAUAAUCUUGGUGAGAGCCUGGUGUCAUAUAUUUCUGAUCAGGCGUAAUGUUCCACGUACCAAAGACUCAGUAAUACUUCAGAUGGCGCGUACCCCAGGUCACCCAAUUGAUUUAGCAGCACACGCUUCGCCGCCGCCGUCCAUGCUUCACAUACCAAUGAAGUCCGCGACCGAGUCGGCGGUUUUCUGGAGCUAGUAGUGCCCUAUACGUAACCAAAAACAUCUGCGUCGCUUCACGCUGUGCAUCAGCC
Messenger RNA from Heterobasidion irregulare TC 32-1, 1332 nucleotides. RefSeq lists its product as uncharacterized. The coding region runs from base 277 to 966 and encodes 229 amino acids. The record is from RefSeq and is a predicted model, not a curated record. The transcript is spliced from 3 exons. NCBI's taxonomy places the organism in Eukaryota, Fungi, Basidiomycota, Agaricomycetes, Russulales, Bondarzewiaceae.